AUGCCCAAGAUGGAUCCUAUCAAACAACGCACCAGCCUUCACAAUCCCGUGCAAUCCCAGCAAAACCAAAACCUACUCGACUACUGCUCUCAUCAUGACAUCCACUUCAAAUUCGUCUCGGCCUUUGCACCCUGGCAGGGCGGAGUGUACGAGCGCAUGAUCAAAACUUUCGAAAGCGCAUUCAAGGCAGCCAUAAGGAAUCGAAAACUCGGAUUGGACGGAUUCGCCACACUUGCAAAGGAAUGCGAAGCUAUCUUCAACAGUCGACCCAUCACAUACGUUUACCAUGAUCUCGACUCUGGAUAUCCUUUGCGACCUACAGAUUUCCUGCGUCCCUUUGCGCUUUUGGGAUCUCCACGACUACAAGACGAGAACGAGACCGACGAAGAAUGGUCUGUUGGACAUAUAACCGAUAGCUUACACAAAAGAUGGACGUUCAUGCUAACUUUGCCGAACUCAUUCUGGAAGAGAUGGCAAUAG
Messenger RNA from Necator americanus (New World hookworm), 480 nucleotides. RefSeq lists its product as uncharacterized. The record is from RefSeq and is a predicted model, not a curated record. Bases 1 to 480 code for a protein of 159 amino acids. Lineage: Eukaryota; Metazoa; Nematoda; Chromadorea; Rhabditida; Ancylostomatidae. Gene Ontology annotation, molecular function: nucleic acid binding. The transcript has a single exon.